Molecule: messenger RNA, 984 nt
Organism: Plasmodium fragile
Lineage: Eukaryota; Apicomplexa; Aconoidasida; Haemosporida; Plasmodiidae
Exons: 2
Coding region: 1-984 (327 amino acids)
Source: RefSeq, a predicted model, not a curated record
AUGAUGUUCCCUGUGAAACUUUCCAUAUUCAGCAUCAUAUUGUACUCCUGUCAAUAUCCUGAACACGCGAAUGAACUUGUCACAUCAUGGAAACAUUCGGCCGAGCAACAUGACACUGUCGGUAUCAGGAUGCGUAGAUUAUUAACCGUUGAAGUGGAUAUGCAAGCACCACCACAACCAAAUAAUACAUUACUGCUCAGUCCUGGUAAGGGUCCACAUAAAAAAGUCGCAUCGGGACAAAAGCCAGGAAAGUCCGGUAAACCCAAAUCCAAGGUUGGUGAAGCAGGGUCAUUGCCACCGUCCCCACAGGAUGGUGCACCAAGUGAACAUGAGGAAAAGAAGCAUGGAGGCAAUGCGGUGAAGAGUGCAACGGAUAAGCAAACACCAGAACAGAAUAAAUCCCCCGUUAAUCCCAAUGGAGGUCCCCUUAAAGAACCUGUGCUUGGCACAUAUUCCGGAAAAUCACAGCCCAAAGCUGCAUCGGAAGGUUUACAAGUGGCCUCACAAAAUAAGGCACACAUUAAAGAAACGAGCGAGCAAACUAGGGGACUGUGUAGUACACUAGCGCGAACUUUAAGUAGAAAUAAAUGGUGGAUCCCCGCUACAUUGGCCGUUCUUGGUGUCUAUAUAGCAACGCUGCCUCACCUUCCCAAAGCUGGGAAUUUAGAAGGAUGGAUUGCGUCUUUAUUAAUAGUUAUCCCAGGCAUCGCACUUACGCUUCUGGUUGUGCUAUUUUGGUCUAAAUGCCGGAAGGGAAGAUCAGGAGUGCCCAAGAAAGCUCUAAAGGGCAAAAUUGCAUCAGAGGCAGAUCAGAAGCCCAAAGCACCUAAGACACCGGAGAUACCCGACAAGCAGGACGCACCUAAAACGGACGGAGCAUCGGAGAAACCGGAGACACCUAAGAACCCGGAAGCACCUAAAAAGGCCGGAGAAUCCGAUAAACCGGAAACACCCAAAGAAUCGGAAGUAUCUAAGAAACCGUAG